Molecule: messenger RNA, 990 nt
Organism: Aureobasidium melanogenum CBS 110374
Lineage: Eukaryota; Fungi; Ascomycota; Dothideomycetes; Dothideales; Saccotheciaceae
Product: GPR1/FUN34/YaaH-class plasma membrane protein-like protein
Exons: 5
Coding region: 1-990 (329 amino acids)
Cellular component (GO): plasma membrane
Molecular function (GO): acetate transmembrane transporter activity
Source: RefSeq, a predicted model, not a curated record
AUGGCAAACGAGGCCAACUACAACGCAACCAACCACCUUACCCCCCACGAGGACAACUACAACACGACCAAUCACCUUACACACGAGGCCAGCCCCCCAAUCGAAAAGGACUUCAAUGACUAUAACAACCACAUUGGAAACGAUGUUGACAGCGAGACGGCUCUGCAGAGGAUUCGUACAGCUGGCAGUAUUUCGAUUUCUCCCGAGCUGUUUGAGAAGAUUUAUUUGUCUCCUCAGAACAAGGUCGCUGGUGAAUUGAGAAAGACUUUUGGUAACCCCACUCCACUCGCCUUGUGUGGAUUCCUUCUCAGUUUGACGCCCCUGAGUUGUAUGUUGAUGGGUUGGAGAGGCUCCUCGAGCACCGGAGCUUCUGAUAUCGGUGCCUACUUCUUUUUUGGCGGUCUUCUGAUGAUUCUUGGUUCUAUCGGCGAGUGGUUGAUCGGCAACACAUUCCCCUUCGUCGUCUUCGGUUCAUUCGGUGCCUUCUGGUUGACCUUUGCUGCCACUCUUCAGCCAUUCUACAAUGCAUACGGAGCAUUCUCACCUAGCCUCACCAACCCUGCCGAAGGAUUACAGACCGUCGAGUUCAAUGCCAGUUUUGCCUUCUUCCUCGUCUUCAUGGGCAUGUUGUGCUUGAUCUACUUCAUCUGCUCACUCCGCACCAACGUUGUCUUCGCCAUGAUCUUCUUCACCUUGGUCCUCGCCUUUGGCUGCCUGGCUGGUGCUUACUGGAACCUUGCUCUUGCUUAUGGUGCCGCCACAAACUCGGCUAGACAAGCUGCCCACGCUGCCACCGCCACCAGAUGUCUUACCGCUGCCGGAGCACUCACUUUUGUCACCGACAUGUGCGGCUGGUGGAUCUUCUUCGCCAUUAUGCUCGCUGCUCUUGACUUUCCCUUCCAGCUCCCUGUUGGUGACCUCAGCACUUUCAUCAAGGGUGCUAGUGACAGAAGAAAGGCUAAGGAAGAGAAGGAGAAGUACUCAGCAUAA